CAUAGUUUAUAUUUAUAUAUGUGAGUAUUAUAUAGUUAUUUCUGCAUUUAUAUAUGUAAUAUGGCUUUCAUUUGUUAUUUCAUAAAAACCUGCGUGCAACUGCUUCUCUAUAUUCUGUGAAUUUAUAUUUUAUAUCAAUCACUUGGUUUUGUAGCAUAUAGGGAAAAUGAAUGAACUGUGUACUCUAAGGAUUCAAAAUAGCACUUCACUGUUGUCACAAUUGGCAUGGUGAAGUUGUGAAGGAAUUCCCUUUGGACUAGGUCCACUGUAGAUGGGAGCCAGGGCUAAUGUUAGUAUCUAAACUGCAUUGUUCCCAUAGGACUAUAGGUUUCCUCAAAACUGACAAACUACUAUCAACAGUAACCCUCAUCAAGGACAUUGGUAGUAUUUUAAGCUCAGUAGUUUUCUGCGUACGUUUUAGUGCUUAUAGACUGCAAUUCCAAAUUGACUUGCUCUCAGGGUAUCAUUUAACACCGUUGAUCUAUAAUUCAUUACUUGAGCACACCAGGAGAGACAGUGUUGUGAAUUGCACACUGGUAAGCUACUUGGUGAAACCAUGCGUUGUAUUUUUAAUGUGUUCAAUUAUAUUUAAGAUCAAGUAAGUCUUAGGUUUGUGCCUGGUUUUCUUUGAAAGUAUGGAUUGUUAUCUGAGGAUUGCAAUUGAUGACGUCUUGAUACCAUAUUAAUAUGUUUGCGGCCGCUACCAAGAGCUUUGUCAAGCAAGUUGGAGAUGGAGGGAGAUUAGUCCCUGUUCCAAGCCUCAGCGAGGCUGACAAAUACCAACCUCUAAGUCUGGUGGUAAAAAAGAAGCGAUGCUUUCUCUUUCCUAGAUAUAAAUUUACCUCAACACCUUUUACACUGAAAGAUAUUCUUCUAGGAGACAGAGAAAUUUCAGCUGGUAUUUCAUCUUAUCAGUUACUGAAUUAUGAAGAUGAAUCAGAUGUUUCCCUCUAUGGAAGACGAGGCAACCAUAUUGUGAAUGAUGUUGGGAUUAACGUCACUGGAUCAGAUUCUGUUGCAGUUAAAGCUUCAUUUGGUGUGGUGACCAAACAUGAAGUGGAAGUAUCAACGUUACUCAAGGAAAUUACUACACGAAAAAUUAAUUUUGACCACAGCUUGAUACGUCAGACAAGGAGCAGCAGAAAGGCAGUAUUGUGUGUGGUCAUGGAAAGCAUUCGAACUACACGACAGUGCUCACUGUCUGUGCAUGCUGGAAUUCGCGGGGAAGCCAUGCGGUUUCAUUUUACGGAUGAACAGAAUCCCAAGGGAAGGGACAAAGCUAUUGUUUUUCCAGCACACACAACCAUAGCUUUCAGCGUUUUUGAACUCUUCAUUUACUUGGAUGGUGCCUUUGACCUUUGUGUCACUUCAGUGUCAAAAGGAGGAUUUGAGAGGGAAGAAACCCCAACAUUCACGCUGCUCUACAGGCUGAGGAAUAUUCUAUUUGAGAGAAAUAGAAGAGUGAUGGAUGCCAUUUCUCGUUCACAGCUGUACUUAGAUGAUCUUUUUUCUGACUACUAUGACAAACCUCUCAGCAUGACUGAUAUUUCUCUCAAAGAAGGGACUCAUAUCCGAGUUAACUUGCUUAAUCACAACAUUCCAAAAGGACCUUGCGUACUCUGUGGAAUGGGGAACUUUAAAAGGGAGACGGUUUAUGGGUGCUUUCAGUGCUCUGUCGAUGGGCAUAAGUAUGUGAGACUUCAUGCGGUUCCUUGUUUUGAUGUUUGGCACAAGAGGAUGAAAUAAAAUGGAAAGUGAAUGUAGUGGGUUUUUUUUUUUUUUUUUUUAAAGAUUUUAUUUAUUUAUUUGACAGAGAGAUAGAGAGAGAGCACAAGUAGGCAGAGAGGCAGGCAGAGGGAGAGGGAGAAGCAGACUCUCCACCGAGCAGGGAGCCCGACGUGGGGCUCGAUCCCAGGACCCUGGAAUCAUGACCUGAGCCGAAGGCAGACGCCCUGAAUGUAGUGUUUUAGGUGCAACUGUGCCACACAUCUUUCCAAAAUCAUCCAGGUAUGCUUUGAUGAAUUGUGGCAAAUUAAAGAGGGAGAAGAAAGAGAAAUUAACCUGUCCGGGCAUCAUUUUCUUCAUUUAUAAACGUGGAGAUGAUAAUAGAGUCUGCCCUAUAGAUUAUCAUAAAGAUUAAUAUUACUUAUGUGAAAAAGGUUUAAAUGCAAAAUUCAAAAUAUAGAUGUUCCUUCAUGAAAUCUUCCAGUUACUUUAGAACUAUAUUUGGGAUUCGGCUAUUGUUUUAGAUAACUUUACAUAGUGAUUUUUCUAAAUAUCAAUUUUAUCUUUAAUUGAAUUUUAAUAUUUAAGAAAGACAGGAGGUUAAAAGUGGUGACUUUAUGGUGCUUGAAUCAUUGCCCUAGGUCUGGUAAAAUGAGGAAAAUGUGUUAAUAAUUUAAUAUAAUCCUAAAUGUUUAAUUGUGGUAUCAGAUGAAAAGCACACUGGGCUCAGUGUGGGGUUUUAUGGACACAGUUCACAGGGUGACUGAUAGCAGUAUGCCAUUGUGUGAUGUACACAUGCUCACUAGUUUUGUCUUUAUAAAAACUCAUUACUGUCAUUUUAAAGUUAAGGCAGCUAGGACACCUUUAUUCUUUCUCCUUUGAAUAUGUUUAAAAUAUUUAACAUAUUCAGUUCUGAGAGAUCUUUUUCAGCUACUCUAUAAGACAUCUGAAAUUUUUCAUCGACAAACAGCCUAAAUUAUUAAUUUAUUACAUGCCCUUAUUAAAAUAAUUGCAGAAGUAAUGAAAAUUCUAGAACUCAAAAUGUAGUGACAGCAAUCACUACUCGGUAUAUG
Mirounga angustirostris (Northern elephant seal) is the source of this 2798-nucleotide messenger RNA. It is a transcript of the gene PJVK, whose product is annotated as pejvakin. Gene Ontology annotation, cellular component: cytoplasm. The transcript has 6 exons. Lineage: Eukaryota; Metazoa; Chordata; Mammalia; Carnivora; Phocidae. Gene Ontology annotation, biological process: programmed cell death. The record is from RefSeq and is a predicted model, not a curated record. Bases 688 to 1746 code for a protein of 352 amino acids.